GUGACGUCAGCGCGCCGCCUGGUGACGUAGCGACGGCGGCGGGGCGGGGGUGAGGCCUCGGCGCGGCGGGGCCGGAAAUGGUACAGUUCUUGCUGUGCAGCUGCAUGUUGCUGAAUAGCGUUUCUAUGAGCCUGCUGUUCAAUCUGUCUGUUGUUCAGAAUGGCGAAGAACCCUAAUUUUCAGGAAGCUGGUAAUGUGCCUACAGGCUACGUUCACUGUAGAUCCUCAGAGAAUUUUACCGGCUACCAAUAUCACCAUCCCUCCAAGAUGAGUAACAGCCAUCCACUUCGUCCUUACACAGCUGUGGGUGAGAUUGACCACGUUCACAUUCUGUCAGAGCACAUUGGUGCUCUAAUGAACGGGGAAGAAUAUAGUGACGUUACCUUUAUUGUAGAAAAGAAACGUUUUCCAGCACACAGGGUGAUCCUGGCUGCUAGAUGCCAUUAUUUCAGAGCAUUAUUGUAUGGAGGAAUGAGAGAAUCUCAGCCUGAAGCAGAAAUUCCUCUUCAGGACACCACUGCAGAAGCAUUUACCAUGCUGUUGAAAUAUAUCUACACUGGUCGUGCUACACUACGAGAUGAGAAAGAGGAGGUUCUUCUAGACUUCUUAAGCCUAGCACAUAAAUAUGGAUUCCCAGAACUGGAGGAUUCCACAUCUGAAUAUCUUUGCACAAUACUUAAUAUUCAGAAUGUCUGUAUGACAUUUGAUGUUGCCAGUCUUUAUUCUCUUCCCAAAUUAACUUUUAUGUGCUGUAUGUUCAUGGAUAGAAAUGCCCAAGAGGUGCUCUCCAGCGAAGGCUUCCUAUCACUUUCUAAGGCUGCUCUUUUAAGUAUUGUAGUGAGGGACUCAUUUGCAGCUCCUGAAAAGGAUAUUUUCCAAGCUUUGAUGAACUGGUGUAAACAUAACCCCAAGGAAAACCAUGCUGAAAUCAUGCAGGCAGUACGUUUGCCACUGAUGAGUCUAACUGAACUACUGAAUGUUGUAAGACCUUCUGGAUUGUUGUCACCUGAUGCCAUCCUAGAUGCCAUUAAGAUUCGUUCAGAGAGUCGGGACAUGGACCUCAACUAUAGGGGCAUGUUAAUACCAGGGGAAAAUAUUGCAACAAUGAAGUACGGAGCACAGGUUGUAAAAGGGGAGCUGAAAUCUGCUUUAUUAGAUGGAGAUACUCAGAACUAUGACUUGGAUCAUGGCUUCUCUCGACACCCGAUCAGUGACGACUGCCGUUCUGGAAUUGAAAUUAAACUAGGCCAGCCGUCAAUAAUCAACUACAUACGAAUACUCCUGUGGGACAGAGACAGUCGGUCUUAUUCCUACUACAUUGAGGUGUCCAUGGAUGAAUUAGACUGGAUUCGGGUUAUCGAUCACUCCAAGUACCUCUGUCGGUCCUGGCAGAACCUGUAUUUUCCUGCCCGUGUCUGCAGGUAUAUUCGAAUUGUUGGGACUCACAACACAGUGAACAAAGUUUUCCAUAUUGUGGCAUUUGAAUGCAUGUUCACAAACAAAUCCUUUACUCUUGAGAAGGGUCUGAUAGUUCCUACUGAAAAUGUUGCAACAAUUGCAGACUGUGCCAGUGUGAUUGAGGGUGUAAGUCGCAGUCGCAAUGCCUUAUUGAAUGGAGACACAAAAAACUAUGAUUGGGAUUCUGGAUACACAUGCCAUCAGCUUGGGAGCGGAGCUAUUGUAGUACAGCUAGCACAGCCCUACAUGAUUGGAUCAAUACGGUUGCUACUUUGGGACUGUGAUGAUCGGAGUUACAGCUACUACAUUGAGGUUUCAACGAAUCAGCAGCAGUGGACUAUGGUGGUGGAUCGCACAAAAAUUUCCUGCAAAUCCUGGCAAACAAUCACUUUUGAUAAACAACCUGCAUCUUUUAUCAGAAUAGUUGGAACUCGCAACACAGCUAACGAGGCACUUCAAGAACAAGAAGUGUUUCACUGUGUGCAUUUUGAGUGCCCAGCCCAAAACAGUACCCACAAGGACGAGAGUAGUAAGGAAGUAUCAUCAGCAGAGGUGGGCACUGGUGGACAAUAGCUUGUUUCUCACCCUGUUCGAGCUGCAAGCACUAGUCCCCUGCAUUCCCCUCCUGGAUCCAUCUCGCGUUCCCAUGCUCACCAACAAUAAAGAAGGUUGAAAGGGAGCUUUUUGCAGCCUUGCUGGCAUUCUGUGAAAUUAAUCAGAACCUUCUUGUGCUGGCACCUUUUCUUUCUUUGUGAAUGAAGGGGGCCAUGUCUGAGCGCUGGAAAUGUUGAAAUGGAAAAGGCUUUUCCUGAGGACAUGAAGAGACUGCUUCACUCUGCUCCACUUGUUCAAAUCAGGCUGGUCUCCAAAGGGUGAGAAAAUAGGUCUUCAAUCUUCAUCAAGUACCCCAUUAACACCCUACCUCUCUAAUCUAACCAAGGCAAGGAAAACAGAAGGAAAUAAAGGGCAGAGCUACAGUGGAAAUCUAAAAUUACUGGAGCAGAAUGGAAGGCAUAUGAAAUAAGUAUUUGUUCCCUGGAGGUUUUCAUUAGCAAAAAAAAAUAUUUAUGGAACACAUCAGUCCAGAAUAUAUGUUAUUUUUAAAAGUGAUUCUUCAUUCAUAUUCCUUUGUAACUAGUAAUCUGUUUUCUAAAUAAUUUUGACCCUAUAUUCCACUUUGUUUCUUAUUUUUGGCUGUAGUAAAUGCUGUACAGUAGAUUAAGGAAGUAUCAGACAUGUUUACCUGCUGAGAUGCAAAUUCCCUCAUUCAUCAGUGGGAUGACAAGAAAAGCAUUCAUGAUAUCAACAAACUAAUUAAUGUAUCUAUAUUAAUCUUGACCUUAGUUGACUUUUCAAAGUACAAAAUUGUCAUUUCUUACGCUCAGAAAGGAAAUUCCAAAAUCAAACAUCCAUCUUGAAGAAAAUGAUAUUUUUUCACUCCUGAAGAUGAUUAAAUUUUGCCUGCAUUUCUAAGACAACUUGCAACAGGUCAUCAAAAAUGUUUGAUUUAGAAAUGCAUCUGGUCACUGACAAGCAGUCGUUCAAAUACAGAAAGAAGAUUUUGCAGAUAACUUACAUUUUUCCAAGAAGAAUUGUUUUACAGUCUGGAGCUAAAAAUUCACAGGCUGUGUGUGCAUUAACAUUUCUCACGAUCCUCACAAAAUAUGAUGCUUUUGCACUGUAUUGUAAAAGAUCUGGUUCUUACUUUACAGUCACAGAAUUCAUUAUCCAUCCAUGUCUGUCUGGAUUGCAUUGCCUGCUACUUCACUUAUUCUGUUUUCACACUGAUGAUGAUGCAGUCUCUUACUCUCUAGGCCUGCAUGACUUUUAGGAAGAACUCCAUGUUGGUCCUUCAGUAUGAGAUAAAGAGAUUUUGUUUUAAGACAAAUGCUGAUGUAAUUGGCAAAAUUGAUUAGGAGGACUGUUACUCCUCACAAAGUAUAUUAUAUUGGAAAUGUCAGCUAACCAGUUUUAUGAACUUGGAAUUUCCUAGGGUGAUAAAUAGCCUUGUCAGAAGAAAACAAAGCUAGUGCAGGAUAAAUAUGGUUUUCCUUUGCAUAAUUAGAGUGGUAAAAUGAGUUAUAUCAACAUAGCAAAUUGUAUGUUAAUUUAUCACACUACUUAGUUUGAAAUAAUUUCCCUAUUGCAUACUAGUUGUGCUAAACCCAAGAAGAAAUAUAAUCAGUGGUAGCAGUGAAUCAGAGAAUACUUUGAAUAAAAAAAAAUCCUUUCUUCUUUCAAAUAAAAUUGAUUAGGCUUUAUCAAUAAUAUUAUAGCAUUUUUCACUGCCAAAUUACAGUUUAGUUCUGACAUUCGCAUACAGUCCUCUCCCUUGCCACUGCUAUCUUCUGACCUGUGAAUGCCUGUUGGUGAAGAUGGAUGCCCAUUGUGCUGUAUAAAGCUUCUAAUGUAUGUGCCACAGCUGCCUCAGACAGUCUGGAGUUCUGGGACAGGAUUCUGCUUGUGACAGUCACCUCCUAGUCUGUGGGACUGAUUACCUUAUGGCUUAGCAGCCUUUGGAGCAUGAAAGAAUUGAGACCAGCUGCUGGGGACAGCCACUCUCUUGUUUAAGUAUAGGUUCAAAAAGUUGAUUUUUUUUUUUCCCUUUGAAAAGUAAAAACAGAAAACUUUUCCAGUUGUAAUCCAUGCUGGAGCUACCGAGAUGCAUGGAGUGUGUCUUGCCUUUGGUAGAUACAAAUCCUUCCAUGUCAGUGAUGGUAUUUCUUCGCAGUUUGAUCAAACAAGUCUGGUUUUGUCAAACUGGAGCAAAGGGCAUAACUUCCUUGCUGUUAGUAUUUAGUAGUCACUCUUGUAGAGAAUGUUAAAAAAAAAAAAUUAGGAAAAGGUUGUGCCAGCUGUUCUGAGUCUAGGUUCCCAGAGAAAGAAUGGCAUUUUUCCAUUUGCAAUCUUUGAUGUGCACAAUUAAUUUUUAUGAUACAAAAUUGAUUUUUAUGAUCUUGUAGACUAUAACCUACUGAACAUCUUUUUGGUCUUGUCCUGUGACUCAUUGUGGAACAGAAAUGUUUCUUUUUUUCCCAUGAUAUUCACUCUCUGCCAAGAAUAUAAAUGAAUUUAUCAGGUUCCCAGAGCAAAAACUCCAAGGUCCUGUAGACCCUUCGUUUUCUCACCCCCAUAAAUGAAUAAAAACCCAACAACUUUUCAUUGUCUCUUCCUGCAGGUAUUAGUACUAGACUUACUCACAAUGGCCCUUCUCAGAGUCUUUAUUUCAUAUAGAGUUACUCUUAGAACCUGUCACCAAGGUGAGCCCUGUGAGCUCCCUGGGUUUUAAGGCAAGCCCUGCCUCAGCUUCGCAUUUUCAACCCUUUCCCCUUUUUAAUUAAAGAAAUAAUGUUUCAGAGAGCUAAACUCUGCUUGAUCUUCUAAUAUUACCCACCAACAAACACCCCUAAUACCUGUAUUGCCUAGAAGAGGUCUCUUGUCUUAAACGUGUCAGCAAAGUAUUACUAGUGACAGAGGAAGACACCAUGCAGAAUUGAUUUGCUGAUUUGGUGUGAAUGUUUGCAUUCUUUCUAGAUUAUUGUCUGUAUUUAUUGACUCCCAAUUUCAAAUGCACUUCCUGUAUAGUCGUCUGAAGUUUCUUUUUCUUUUCUUUUUUACCUUUGUUUUACCUUUCAGUGAAAGUAAAUUGUGCUGUUAUGGCUUAGUAUCAGGGUUUGUAUCAGAGGGAUGAAAUACUGUAGUUAUUCAGAACUGUGCAAUCACUCAUGUUUUAUUUGCAACAAGAGUAGAGCAGAACUGACCAGGUAUUCAUUGCUUUCUCACCAGAAACUAUGAAACAGACCUGCUUUUAGAUUUCUACAUACUGGAACUAACUAUAUUGUCAUUAUUGAACCAUUAAUUCUAUUUGGUACGUUAGUAUCUUUAAGUUCCCCAGGCCUCAUUUUCUCAGUUUUGAUUCCAUGGGUUGAAUUCAGACUUAGAUUUAACUCAUGUGGAGCUCAACAAAGGCCUUCCUAAAAUCCUUUUAUUUACUUAACUUUUCCCAAAUGCAAAUAAAAGGGGUUUUUUGUUCACAGAAAUGUAGGGGGAAAUUAUUAUCUGGGAAAAUGAAUUUUUUAAGCGAGCCAAAAUUGUUCAGCUGUUUUCAAGCUCUUUCCAAUCAGCUCUAAAAUAAGGUCAAACAGCUUGUUAAAUGGAAUUACAAUGAGAGAGAUUAACCCAAGUCUAACGUAAAAGACAAUACAGAGGAGACAUAACCAAUUUUCUUAGAGUAGGAACUCUUUUUCAUUGCAGUUUCCUUCCUUUAGAGCUCCCUUUCUUUCUUUUUUUUCCCCAUGAAAAUCAGUUUUUCUUGUUUAUUAUGACAACUCAUGUAGGAGCUCAGUGCUUCUCAGCUUUGCUGAAAAAUUCAAUUUAAUGCAUUUUCAUCUUUACUAAUGAUAACAUUAGAGAAUUUUCAGUUGAGUAUCUGACUUGAUGAGAGUUGGUUUCCAUGAAAGAAAGCAAAAGAUGUCUGUAAUCGUUCCAGUUUAAUUAAAUUUUCAGUACAAAAAUUAGAAGACAAAGUUAAUGCCAUUCUUGUCUGAUUGUUGUGUGUUCAUAGUUCUGGUAAUAAAGUGAUGCCCGUUCAGAGACACUCAGAAGGAAUUAGAACUUAGAUUUGAUUUCACAUGCUAUACAUUGCAUUUCUCUAUUAAGAUAUUAAUUGGCUUAUAUUUUGACAGGUGUUAGUAUACUGUCAGAUAAGCAAGUGAAUUCAUUGGUAAUUUUGUUGUUGUGGCUAGAGUAGUGAGCAAAUAAUCAGAGCCAGUAAGAAUUAAUAUAUUUAAGAGUAAACGUUCAGGCUUGUGUGUCAUGAUAUUAGUUGCCAGAGGACUAAACCAUGCUUCAGAAAUAAUAGUUUUUAGAUCCUAGAGGAUGCCUGAGGCCUGGUUCUCAUCCCAGUUUCUCAGUUAAUGGUCUGUUUAGGUUAGAAUCAUUAGUUCUCUCUGAACUGGUGGUUGUUGUUGUCAGUUGUACUAAUUAACUUAGAUAUAUAGAAGCUCCACAAAGCUUUGUUCAGGAAACAGAAAUAAAAGUUGUAGGUCAGGUUUUAGGAGUACCUAAAUAUUCGUAUUUGUAUGCACACACAUAUAUAUGUUAAAUUGAGCGAGUAGCUAAUUAUGUGACUUGAAUUUAGAACAGGUUCUAAAGCUCCAAAACUAAACACAAACAAACAAACAAACAAAUAAAAUGUCCGUGCAGGCAUGUGUGAAGUGCUGCUCUUGUGGUAUGGCAGGAUGGUGACUAUGUUAGGGUUGCUUAAGAAGUGCAAAUGUCCAAACAAGGUAUGGGGUGAGCAGGUCCAAAGGGCUUUGUUGCCCAGUUAUUAAGUACUGGCAUUUUGGCUGAGGUGUAUAAAACACAGAGCAAGUUAAAUGCUAAUUUCAGUGACAGGGCUGCAGUCCACAGAACACACAUAUUCCUCCAAGCUACCUUGUCUGCUAUGGCUUGCAGUGUUUACAGAGUGAGCCUUCAUAUAACUUCUGUUAACUGCUCAAAAAGGCACUGCAGUCUUUUUGGCCCUUCCCAAGCUUUCACUGCAAAGCCUUAGCUGAGGUAAUGGCAAAGUCCCACUCAUAUUCCAUGAUAGAAUCUGGGUCUGUGUUUGAUUGCUUACUGUGAAAAGUUUUAAAGCCACGGUGAGGAAACUACAGGUAUCUGUCAUUACCAAUAGACUGACUGCCAGUACAGCUAAUACCGAUUUUAUCAUACUGUAUGUGUUUCAUUACUAUGAUACAUACAAAUGGGGGAGCUGAAGAAUCAGCUCCUUCCACCCUUGGCAUUAGACAUUAUCACCAACCAGUCAUUAGAGAAUUAUUUCUCUUACUGUUCCUUCCAGCCUAGUAAAAUAAUAUAGUUCAGUGUUCCAGAAAAAUUGAUAACUGAUUCCUUACAUAACCGUAAUGGAAUUGAAGUUCAGAUUACUAAAAGCUUGAAUGAGUGGUGGCAUCACUGCACAGGUGUAAACACGCCUCUGCAGUGCCUCCUACUACUUCUAGGCCCUGGGCUGUAAUAGAGGACAAAAGCUGCACUAUUGGUAAAAUGAACUUUUACUCAUCUUUUUGUAUUUAGCAUCUUGGCACAUCUGUUAUCUUUGUGCAGAUGCUUGGUUAAAACAAGGUAAUGUAGUUUCUCAUGAUCUUCUGAAUUAUCCAGUGACCCCUGAGAGCUGGCAGAUAUACAUAAACAACUUCAGUCUAUAUUAAUUGGUCUGAGGAAUUUACAAAACAAACCUAUAUGAUCUAUGCCAAAUUCUGUGUCCAAAAAGUACAGCUGACUCCUGAAAUAUCAAGUAAGGUCCAUAGUAUAACUGUGAGAUGUGUCUGAGCUAUGUGCCAGUGAACAGUAGUUAUCACAACUUCUUUUCAGUAGAGGAAGCAGGGAAUCACAGAAUGAUUCAGAUUGGAAGGGACCUUAAAGAUCAUCGAGUUCCAACUUCCCUGCCGUGGGCAGAGACACUUUUCACUAGACCAGGUUGCUCAGAACCCCAUUCAACCUGGCUUUGAACACCUUCAGGGUUGGGGCAUCCACAGCUUCUCUGAGCAACCUGUUCCAGUGUCUCACCACCCUCACAGUAAAGAAGUUCUUCUUUGGAUCUGUUUCAGGAAUUAUGUCCCUUAUUCAUUUUGAGACGUAAAUACAUAAGUGAAUGUUUUAAUGCAAUAAUACAGCAUUCAUGGGAUGUAGAUGAUUAGAUUUAAAAAUGUCACUUAAAGCAAGAGCUGGUGUUGCAAGGAGCAGUUUGAGGGAGAGACUGGUAUGGAAUUGUAUAGUUGCAUCUGUGCAUAUAUAGCAAAGAAAAUGUAUGCGUUACCCAAGUUGAAGUGACUGUUUGCAAAGGUGUGUUUCUGUGUGACCUUUCUUUUUUAAUUUGGGAAAUUUUGUUAAGGAAUCUCACUCACCUGAAUGUGAGCAAUAAAAGAGAACGUAGGGAGUGAGGCUUUAGUAGUUUUUAAGGGAAGAACAACCCAAAGAUAUGAUUCUUGUGGUCUGAGCUAGUUCUGUUUGUCUCCAGUCUUCUCAGUGGUUAUUUUUCCUACGUGUUUCCCCCAAUCUGCUAGUUACUCCUUCUCUUUUCCUCCCUACCUAGCAUUGUAUCACUGGUGUUCCCUGCAGCUUUCCUCCAUAUUGUGGUAUAUUAAGGAAUUUUAAAACUUUCUUUGUUUUUCCUCUUUGUCAUAUGCUGAAUAAAAUAUCCUCAUCCCCAUUCAUUCACAUCAGACUUUAAAGGCAACUGCAACUAGGCUGUCAAGUGCUAGUGAGCAACAUUUAAAUUUGGCUGUCUAUGGAUAUGCAAAAUACUAACCUUUUUGGACCUUGUACUUCCAUAAUCUAUUUACAGUCUGUUACCCUUAAGAGGAAAAUCAGUAAGGAGUUUACUGUUGACUUAAGAAGUAGGUCAGGUUUUGUGCUGGCUAAUCUAAAUUACACUUAAAUAUAAAUGUAAGUAUUUCUUUCUCACCCUGAUGCACCAGAUAUGUUCUCAAUUUGUUAGUUAUGCAUUGUUUAAUGCAUUGAUUGUACAUAAAUGUUCUUUUCUAAAUAAACUGCAUCAUCAAAAGUGAAUCUCGAAAGAAUUCGUAACUUUUCAGUGUCCCUGUGUGAAGGUAUUUCGGCUGUCAGAUAUCAAAAUGUCGCGCUGAGCACAUGGAUUCAUUUUGUGAAGUUCAGUUCUACUUCCCAAUUUGGACCCUAUGUCUAUUAACCUUGUCCAAUCUCUUGUAAAAUUUCCUUUCUGCUUUGCUCAAUUUCAUUGUUGUUGGUGGUUUUUUGUUUUUGUUUUUUUGUAGUGAAUGUUAAUGAUCAGAGCCAGGCUAAAUAGAAGUUCAGCUUUUAGUGAACUUUUUCACUUAUUUCUGUGUUUAGCUCCUCUUUCCUGGCAGACAGUAGUCUAAAUCUGUUUUACACUUUGUUACACUCCCCUUCUUUGUAGCAAUUGUAUCUUGAAAUAUUUGUGCAUUAAAUCCCUUUCCUUCUUUCUCAUAGAGUGGUUCUAAACUACCUCAGACCUUGUUGUGAACAGGUACGAGUUGCAGCUGUAAUUUUUAGAAUUUAUCAUAGUCUUUGAAUGUUCUUUAAGUGCAUGUGUAUGUAGCGAAAUCAGCCUGCCAGACCAUGAUUGCAUUUUCAGGAAUACUGUCCCAGGUGAGACGUAACUGGGAUGAGUUCACAGCCACAUCCAGUCAGGCUCUCUCCGAUACCUCUUUCAAGAAAAGCUUUUUCAGAAGCGCAACUUCUGGUAUGGGAAGUGCGUUUAACUUUCUCUUUGAAGGGACAUGAUGCUGCCUGCACUGGACUACUUUCACCUCUCCGUUGCCAUGACAACCACCAUAAAACUGCAUCGUCAGCCCUCCCUUCCUGGCUGUGAGCAGGAGCUGUGCUGUUGCACUGGACAGUGCUCAUCAUAUGAGAAUAAACCCCACAAGGUGUGUUCUGAUGGCCUUGGUAUCGUUUUAUACUGCAGUGGAUGUGCAUUACCAACCCUUUGGGCUAAUUAGGUUUCAGGUAAAAUGAUGGUUGCAGAUUGUGCUGCAGUUGAUCCAUUUGAUAACUUUGGGAAUUGUCUGGUUUUGUAAGUUAUCCAUUGUACAAGCUGGCAAACCUAGUUAGUACUGAUUUUCUUUUCACCAGCAGACAUGGACAUCAUCAAACAAGCAUUUUGUAACAUGGAAUUUUCUAUGAGCAUCCAGAAAAGAAGCAUCCCAGUUGUUUCUUUAGUAGCAACAUAUGUAUUUGUAAUGGAAGUUUUAGAAUUACUAAACUGCUGUAAGCUAUUUUGUGCAUGCUCUGGUAUUGUAUUAACAGUUUGUAUUAACAGCUGAUAAGCAGAGGGCUCUGGAGAGCAAGGAAUGCUGACUGUGGAUUUCUUUUUCAAGAGUUUCAAAGAACAGCAAAACUUGACGGAGUGGAUGCAGGACCAGACAAUGCUCAAAGCAAAUCAUAAAGUGAAACUGUUGUGCUUUGUAUUUAUUUCUUUGGAGAUUCUUCUUCAAAGUAUUUAACUUCACAGGAAAAUAUAGAGUAUAUUUAAAAUAGUGACAAUUAGAAAUACACCUUUUCAAGAAUGAGAGGGGUGUGAUUUGAAAAAUAAAGUGAUCUUUUGUGCUUAA
This is a messenger RNA of Myiozetetes cayanensis, 10571 nucleotides long. RefSeq names its product BTB domain containing 9 (gene BTBD9). Gene Ontology annotation, molecular function: protein binding. Gene Ontology annotation, biological process: adult locomotory behavior; modulation of chemical synaptic transmission; circadian behavior. The transcript is spliced from 13 exons. The record is from RefSeq and is a predicted model, not a curated record. The coding region runs from base 160 to 2031 and encodes 623 amino acids. NCBI's taxonomy places the organism in Eukaryota, Metazoa, Chordata, Aves, Passeriformes, Tyrannidae.